CCCUGCCAGUCCCUCGCCUCCCCGCUGAGGCGGCCGAGCAGACGAAACUGUAAGAGUAAAUGGGUCCAGUAAUUGGAAUGACUCCAGAAAAGAGAGCUGAAACUCCAGGAGCUGAAAAGGUUGCAGGAUUAAGCCAGAUUUACAAAAUGGGAAGCUUGCCUGAAGCUGUUGAUGCUGCCAGGCCAAAGGCCACUCUAGUGGACAGUGAGUCAGCAGAUGAUGAACUCACAAACUUGAACUGGCUUCAUGAAAGUACUAAUCUUCUAACAAACUUCAGCUUUGGAAGUGAGGGUCUUCCAAUUGUUAGUCCAUUGUAUGACAUAGAGGGAGAUGAUGUGCCAUCCUUAGGACCAUCUUGCUAUCAGAACCCAGAAAAAAAAUCAGCAACUGCAAAGCCCCCAUAUUCCUUUAGUCUUCUCAUUUACAUGGCCAUUGAACACUCUCCAAAUAAAUGUUUGCCUGUCAAAGAAAUUUAUAGCUGGAUUUUGGAUCGCUUCCCAUAUUUUGCUACUGCACCAACAGGCUGGAAGAAUUCUGUUCGACAUAAUCUGUCCCUGAAUAAAUGUUUUCAGAAAGUGGAAAGAAGCCAUGGCAAGGUCAAUGGAAAAGGUUCCUUAUGGUGUGUUGAUCCGGAAUAUAAACCCAACCUUAUGCAGGCACUGAAGAAGCAACCUUUUUCCUCAGCAUUAACAUUUUACACCCCUCCUGCAUCUCCACAAAGUGGCUCUUUAUCACCUCAUUUCUUAAGCUCUGUACUCAAGCAGAACCAGGUGCGAACCCUUAAAGAAUCUGAUAUUGAUGCUGCCACUGCGAUGAUGCUUUUAAAUACUUCUAUAGAACAAGGCAUUUUAGAAUGUGAGAAGCCUCUUCCUCUUAAAACAGCAAUGCAAAAAAAGAGGAGUUAUGGCAAUGCAUUUAAUCAUCCCAGUAGUGUGCGAUUGCAAGAGAGUGAUUCUUUGGCCACAAGCAUUGAUCCAAAAGAAGACCACAAUUACAGUGCAAGCAGCAUGGCAGCACAGCGCUGUGCGUCCAGGUCUAGUGUGUCUUCUCUGUCCUCUGUGGAUGAGGCAUAUGAAUUUAUCCCAAAGAGCAGCCAUGUGGGAAGUGAUGGCAGUGAAGGAUUUCACAGUGAAGAAGAUACAGAUGUUGAUUAUGAAGAUGAUCCUCUUGGAGACAGUGGCUAUGCAUCACAGGCUUGUGCAGAUGCCUCUGAAAAAGGGCAGCCAGGCAAAAAGAUGCGCAAACAGUUAUGUCAAGAAAUUGAUGAGGAGCUCAAAGAGGCAGCUGGAUCUCUGCUCCACCUUGCUGGAAUCCGAACAUGUCUGGGUUCCCUAAUAAGUACUGCGAAGACACAAAAUCAAAAGCAGCGGAAAAAAUAGAAAUACUUAUUAGUGUGAAAUUAUUUUAAAGUGUGGCAAUACUCUUCUACUUAAUUCUUUACAAGGGAUAUCAAAGCCAUAAUGGACUUCUUUUGUUUUAGGGUGGGGGAGGGGUGCUAAUUACUUGUUUAUUUCACAACAUGUUUGUUUUAAUUUUUAUUAAAUAAUUGCUGUUAGGAUCAUGCCCAACCAUAGAUACGCUGCCAAGUCCUAAAAGCAUAAUAUUUGUGAUAAGUGUGUCUAAGAUUUGGAAAUUUUUAUAUAAGAAAAUCCACAGCCUGUGUCUUAAAGCUUGUAGGAAAAAUCUUUUAUUCUGUUAAUGUGUUAAAGUGUAAGAAUUGGCAACUCUGUAACUUUUUUUCAUUUUCUUUUCCAAUCAUUUGUAAUUAACUGUAGUUGCUGAUCCAGCUAAAAAUGUUGCUGAUGUCUUUCUCACAUACUUCUCUCUGGACACAUGCAAUCCAGUAGAAUGAGAUUUGGAUUUUUUUAUUUUGUCUUAAUUUUAGUUUUUAAUUAUUUUUCGCUGAAGCGUGGACAAAGUUGAAUAUAAAUUGGAAAAGGUCCUAGAUGUCUAGAAAGCUCCUUUUGGCUACAUAGGCAGGAAGUAUAACAAAGAGUUCUGAAAUUUAGAAAAGGCAGUUUUGUGGUAAAAUUUCAAAUAAGAACACUCCCAAUUCCUAUUAUAAUAUUAUCUUUGAAUUUUUUUUACUUCCCAGAUGUUGCAUAACAUUUAUUGGGGCCUUUUGUUCAUUCCCAAAGUGCUUUGCA
Neomonachus schauinslandi (Hawaiian monk seal) is the source of this 2147-nucleotide messenger RNA. It is a transcript of the gene FOXN2, whose product is annotated as forkhead box N2. The transcript is spliced from 6 exons. Gene Ontology annotation, molecular function: cis-regulatory region sequence-specific DNA binding; DNA-binding transcription factor activity. Gene Ontology annotation, biological process: regulation of DNA-templated transcription. Lineage: Eukaryota; Metazoa; Chordata; Mammalia; Carnivora; Phocidae. The record is from RefSeq and is a predicted model, not a curated record. Gene Ontology annotation, cellular component: nucleus. The coding region runs from base 60 to 1379 and encodes 439 amino acids.